Messenger RNA from Cryptomeria japonica (Japanese cedar), 302 nucleotides. RefSeq lists its product as uncharacterized. Bases 24 to 302 code for a protein of 92 amino acids. The record is from RefSeq and is a predicted model, not a curated record. The transcript is spliced from 3 exons. NCBI's taxonomy places the organism in Eukaryota, Viridiplantae, Streptophyta, Pinopsida, Cupressales, Cupressaceae.
UAUAGCAGAAUAAUUUUAUUACUAUGGAUACAAAAUUAUUAUAUCAACAGAGCUACAAUUGCAAUAUUUGUAAUUCAUUUGAACCUGGAGAUGAAUAUCUUUUUCUGCAGGAAGAGUGCCAGCAACUGCACCAAAAUGUAAAAUACGGUUUGAUCAAACAACCAACCGUGGGUGAACUUCAGAAAACAGCUAAGGCGCUGCAUGAAAUUAAGGUUAAGAAUUGGCUAGAAACAGAAAUGGUGAAGCUGAGCAACCUGAGAGACCGAGCAAAUGAGAAAGGUCAUAGAAAACAAUAUCCUUAA